AUGCUUUUUGUAACGAUAUUUAGAUUUAUAUAUUUAUAUUCGUAUCUAUCUCUCUAUCUCAGAUUAUUUUCAUCUAUCUAUCUAUCUAUCUAUCUAUCUAUCUAUCUAUCUAUCUAUCUAUCUAUCUAUCUAUCUAUUUCAGCUUAUUCCUAUCUAUCUCAUGCCCUCUCUCUCUAUCUAUUUAUCUAUGUAUUUAUCGUAGUCCAUUGCUAUCUAUCUAUCUAUCUAUCUAUCUCAAUUUCUUCUCAUCUAUCUAUUUCAGUUUAUUCGUAUCUAUCUAUCUAUCUAUCUAUCUAUCUAUCUAUCUAUCUAUCUAUUUCAGCUUAUUCCUAUCUAUCUAUUUCAUUUAUACUCAUCAAUCUAUCUAUCGAUCUAUCAUUUCAGUUUAUACUUAUCUAUCUAUCUAUCUAUCUAUCUAUCUAUCUAUUUCAACUUAUUCCUAUCUCAUUCUCUCUCUCUAUCUAUCUAUUUAUCUAUUUAUCUUUAUUCGUAUCUAUCUAUCUAUCUAUCUAUCUAUCUAUCUAUCUAUCUAUCUAUCUAUCUAUCUAUUUCAACUUAUUCCUAUCUCAUUCUCUCUCUCUAUCUAUCUAUUUAUCUAUUUAUCGUAGUCCAUUGCUAUCUAUCUAUCUCAAUUUAUUCUCAUCUGUAUAUUUCAGUUUAUUCGUAUCUAUCUAUCUAUCUAUCUAUCUAUCUAUCUAUCUACGAGGUUGA
Molecule: messenger RNA, 711 nt
Organism: Acanthosepion pharaonis
Lineage: Eukaryota; Metazoa; Mollusca; Cephalopoda; Sepiida; Sepiidae
Source: the annotation of a GenBank genome assembly